GAAGAGCAAAAUAAAAACAAUUUCUGAGAAAAUGAAUCGCAAUUUACAUUCACCAACGAAACUAACCGAAUUCGCUCGAGAUUUCGACGCGGAACCGGAAACAUUUUUAACAAAAUUCGUUAAUAAACUUACCAACGCCUACAACAGCGGUUACAAUACGGUCAAUGUACCGCCACCGGGCAAUAUUGUGAAUGUCAGUGGAUCAUCCACAAACAGUCCAGUGCAUGUGUCGCGUUCGAAUUCCGAUUAUUUCGCAACAUCGGGACAGCAUACACCAGCAACUGAAUCUUUAAAUCCAACUUUAAAGCCAGAAUCGAAUGAACCAGUCAGUGGUGAGCAGAAAUCAUCAACUCCAACUCCAACAACGAGUGACAGCAUUUCCGUUGAUGAUUCUGGCGAAAAGCCCGAUGAAUUUCCUUCCGAUGUGCCUCUGGAACGCAAUCCUUCCAGUGUCAUACAUCGUAUCAGUAAUCUUAUGGCUCUCAGAAAUAAUAACUUGACGAGCUAUAAGGACACCGAGCUGCAAAAGUUUUGGAUGCCAGACUCAAAAUCAAAGGAAUGUUACGAGUGUUCGCAAAAGUUUUCAACAUUCCGACGAAAACAUCAUUGCCGCUUGUGCGGUCAAAUUUUCUGUUCAAAAUGCUGCAAUCAAGUCGUACCGGGGAAAAUCAUCAAUUGUUCUGGGGACCUAAAGGUGUGCACGUACUGUUCAAAAAUCGUACUGGACUACCUCAAAUCGUCGGAGAUAAAUUCCGAUUUGAAAUUAGAUCUGCAAGCGCUGCAAGAGGAUCUAUCGAGUAAAUUCUCGCAUCAGAGCACAAACGAUCCUCAAGACUCAAAUACGUCCCAACGGCAUCGUAAAAUUUCAAUCGGCUACCAAGAAGAGCGACUAGUUUCACAGUUAAAUUCAACGCUAUCGAAUGCCGAUCGGAAAAACAUUUUACAGCAAUCGAACUCCCUAAAGUCGCUGUAUGAAGAGAUGACAAAAGCUUUGUCCUACCAAAAUCGUGGAUCCGAUUUGGUGUCGUUUUUGAUUGCCAACCAAAAGUCGUCGAACAAUAUUCAGGCGGUGGCCAUUUUGAAUGCCAUGAUAGCUGCUGGAUUUCUGGUUCCACUAAGUCAGAUCGUCAGCACUGAAGAAGCUGCCGCUGCGUCAUUCGACGAGAAUGUCUUCUACAAAUUGUUGCGAAUCGAUGAGAGUAUGAGUCAUAGUGGAUCGUUUCAAUUGGAUUUGGAUUUGGAGGCAAGUUCUGUGCAUUUGAGUCGACCGAAUCCAGACAGUUUGGGAUGGUUGGAUGAUCCUUUGCCCACGAACACCCAAGACAGUUUUGGUUUCGCAACUACCAAAGACUUUGAGGACGAAAGUUCUGUACUUUCUACGGCUGGUUCGAAAUCGUUGAUGGAGGCUUUUUGUAACCACGAGGAGUUGCUACUGUCACAACUUCUCAAUAGCGAGAACCUCGAUCAGUCUUGGGCAAAAACACUUGUACCACUCUGCGCUCGUGUGGCAAACUCAAUUCGUCCUGAUCUAUGUGGAAUGACGGAUGCAAAAGAUUCCAGAAAUCUGAUGGACAUCCGGAACUUCGUGAAUUUCAAAAAAGUACCGGGUGGAUCGAGAAAUGAGUCCCGAAUCGUGGGUGGAGCGGUGUUUACGAAAAAUGUUGUACACAAAGAAAUGGCAACGACAAUCGAUCAUCCGAAGGUGCUACUGUUAAAGUGUGCGAUCGUUUACCAGCGAAAAGAGGACAAAUUCGUGACGAUUGAAAACACACUGCUUCAGGAGCGAGAAUCCCUUCGGAAUGUCACAGCGCGCAUUUUAAGCCUUAAACCGAACGUUGUACUGGUGCAUAAGGCCGUUGCAGGAAUCGCACAAGAUAUGCUACGGAAUGAAGGCAUUACACUGGUGUUGGAUGUGAAAAUUUCUGUGCUGGAGAGAGUGGCACGCUGUCUGAAAUGUGACAUUGUCGAUUCGAUCGAUUCAAAUGUCGGUCGUCCCAAACUCGGAUCGUGCGAUCGCUUCUUCAUACAAAAUUUCAACGACGACCGUGGAGUUCCGAAGACUCUGAUGUUCUUCGAAAUCGGGUCGAGCCAACGAGCUAGCUGUGUGCUGCUUCGCGGAGGUACGAACAGUGAAUUGGUGAAAGUGAAAAAAGUGGCGCUGUUUCUGCUGUUCACGCGAUUUAAUUGGAGAUUGGAGUUGUCAUUCCUGUUAGACGAAUUCGCCCGUCCACCGUCGCCGAAACUUAGCAUAUUCGAUUCCAAAGAGCACAGUCCAUCGAAAUUUAGUGAAAGUAGUGCGGACGAAAUCAGACAAUUUGGUCCACACAAUGACUCAGAGACCGCUGCUAAUGAUCUACCAGUUCAGCCAAAUAAAUCGUCGAAGGUCGCCCAGAAAGCCGAAGAGAAAAUUAUAACAAAAGAAAACGUUCAAGAUUUCUCGGAUCCACUACGGGCGACCGACCUUUCACCCAGUGUCUUCGAUCACGAAACGUCGGUGGAAUUUGCCGUUCAACUGCCCUACGACAACAAAUUCAAGACAGCGCUAACUUCGACUAUUUUAUCCGUCAGUCCAUUUGUUUCGUUUCCGCUUCCAUUUCUCGAAACGGAACCAGGCAGAAAGUGCACCCUACGCAGCUAUUUCCCUCAUGAACUGUUUUAUUCGAAACAAUGGUCCGAUUGUUCCGGGAAAAGUGCUCCCAUUGAACCGCUUGUACUGCAAGACGUCAAUACCAAGCUAAAUCCAGUGCAUCAAUUUCUCACACAUAAAAUAACUGCAUCGGCUGAUAGUAAGGAGAUUCAAGGUCUUUGGGCCAGCUAUAGAGCGCGUGGUGGACGGUAUCCAAAGACGUUGACAAUGGCACAGAAAGCGAAACGUCCAACAUCGCCGCAAAACAAUGCCCAAAGUGACGAUGAAUUUUCCAUGAAAGACGCAUUGGAUUUGAAAAAUCAUCAACGGUUGUGUGUCCUAUUUUCAAGUUUUUAUUUUAAUCCAAAGGCAACGUCGUCCUUUUGUGCACCGCCACUGCUAUUGAAAAUGAUAUUCUACGGCACGCACGACAUAAUGUUAGGCAAAUUCCUGGAACACUAUUGCUUCCGUAAGACGUACAUGUGUUCAUCGUGCAAUCUUCCAAUGCUGGAUCAUGUCAGACGGUAUGUUCAUUCGAUGGGUUGUGUUCAAGUGAAAUUAACCGAAGAUCUGACCACUCAAAAUUCGGGACAAAUAUUGAUGACGUCGUGGUGUUCCAUUUGCCAGGAAAUGACUCCAAGCGUUCCAAUGUCUAAAGACACAAGAUGUCUUUCCCUUGCCAAAUACCUUGAGCUUCGGUUCCAUGGUCACGCUUAUAAGAGAAGAAUUGUCGACAUAACGGAGAACAAACAAAAUACCAGUGACACGCUGUCCGAAGAUUCGGACAAACAGAAAACCAAAUGUACACAUUCCCUGCACAAACAUCACGUUCAGUAUUUUUCAUACAACGGCAUCGUAGCCACAUUCAUGUACACUCCAAUCGAAGUGUGGGAAAUCGUUUUACCAUCGCUCAUACUCACACUGAAAAAAGAGAAACCCAUCGAAAACACCGCAACGUUCGUUGAUGACAUCAAAACGUUUGCCUGCCAGGGCUACGAUGUCUACGCGAAAAUAUUCGAUAGACUCGCUCAAUUUUCCAGCGACAGCGAAUUUCCGAUGCUGAACAGCUUGAAGAAACAGCUGAAUCGUGAUCAGUCACUUUUUCGCGAAAAAGUGGGCAUCGUACAGACUCUACUGGCUGAACCUGGACCCAAUCCGAACGACGUGAAUGACGCGAUGUUGAUUGUUAAGCGAACUUUAGCCGAAACCAUCGAUCAAUGGAUGCCAAAGUUACAUGAGGCAGCCAUCCAAAGCAGAACGAAUUUUGCAGCCAAGGAAGCACCACCGACUGUGGAUUCCGGAAUGAUAUGUACCGAAGAUCUGCGACCGGAUUUGGAUACGUCGGCUCAAGAUGUUGAAGUGACUCCCGAUCAAACCGAGGAGCAGCGCAGAAAUUCGAAGCAAGACAUUUUCGAUGUUCGCGAAAAAUCAAGUUCGGGUGAUUCAUCGCCAAACAAGCAAGCUGUCGAAUCACCACCACCGAAAGAUGUAAACGAUAAAAAGAGCGUCAAAACGCUGCUACGUGAACUGCUGCCUUUGGAUAAAAACUUGUACACGCUUACAUCACCGCUAUCCAUUAACGAACAUUACACACUUCCCGUUGGACAGUUUCCGGUGAUGGUCCACGAUCUAGAUCAUAGUUCCAUCAUAGCAUAUGCGUUGGUCUCAAACGACUACAAGCGACUGUUGGACGGUCAGACGUGCGGAUAUUCCAGUGAUACGAACAGUAACAAUAGUCCGAACGUGCAUCGGAAAUCACAAGAUGGCUCUAUCGACAGCGAUGACAAGGAAUCAACGAAGGAAAAUGAUAAGAAGACAAAAUACGAUCAUAUCGAGGUGUCGUUUCACGACCCGUCCACUCAAUUCACUUGCAAAAUUUACUUUGCCAAGCACUUCGACACGAUGCGCGUGAAUUUCAUUCGAACCGGCAAACAGGAACGUUCUGCAUCGACCAGAGACAGCGAAAGUGUUGAUGAAAGGCGCCUAUUCCAACGCAUGAACACCAUGUCUGAUUCGGAUGUUAAAUCUUGUAAAGAAUUCGAACAUUUGGAACGGAAGUCAAGUAGUAAUAGUUUGGCUCCGAAUCAAUCGGCUGGUCGGUGUCACAGCGAAUCAAAGGAUCCAUUAAUUCAACAGCAGAUGGACGAAGUGAGGAGUUUGUUUGCUCGGUCAUUAUCGAAUAGUGUGCGCUGGGAAGCAAGAGGUGGCAAAAGUGGAUCUAAAUUUUGUAAGACAUUGGACGAUCGAUUCGUUCUGAAGGAGAUGUCGAAGACGGACGUUACAAUUUUUGAGAAUUUCGCCCCGAAUUAUUUUACUUAUGUCAAUCAAUGUCUUCAAAAGGGCCAGCCGACACUUUUGGCAAAGAUAUUCGGUGUGUUCAGAGUCACUAUCAAGAAGAAAGACUCCGUCCAGGAGAAAUCACUUUUGGUCAUGGAGAACCUGUUCUACGAAUGCGAAAUAGCCAACAAGUUCGAUCUGAAGGGUUCGGAUCGAAAUCGAUUAGUUGAUCCGACGAAUCAGAACGGAGAAAUUGUGCUGCUGGACGAAAAUCUGAUUCAGAUGUCCUGGUCGAAACCACUUUACAUUCUGUCACAUAGUAACACCAUUCUACGCGAAGCUAUCCUGAGAGACGCUUCAUUUCUGGAAAAGAGCGAUGUCAUGGAUUAUUCAUUGCUGGUCGGUCUGAAUUCCAAAGACAAUUUACUUGUUUUGGGCAUCAUUGAUUACAUACGCACCUAUACGCUGGACAAAAAAAUCGAAUCGUUGGUGAAGCAAACAGCAUUUUUAACCGGCCAAGCGAAACUACCAACUGUGAUCCCACCUAAACUUUACCGACAACGUUUCAGUGAAGCGAUGGAAAGAUAUUUCUUAUCCGUUCCCGAUCGAUGGGAGGGUUUAGCACGGAAGUAAUGAAGGUCUACUUAAUCUAUCUAUUUAACCAACAACUCGCAAUGUUAACAAACUAAUUUAAUUAAUCGAAAUUUGUAUCUUUGGAGCUAUAAUACCUUAGGACAAUAAAUUUAUUCAAAAAUGGAAUGGAA
Messenger RNA from Bradysia coprophila, 5667 nucleotides. It is a transcript of the gene fab1, whose product is annotated as 1-phosphatidylinositol 3-phosphate 5-kinase fab1. Lineage: Eukaryota; Metazoa; Arthropoda; Insecta; Diptera; Sciaridae. The record is from RefSeq and is a predicted model, not a curated record. Gene Ontology annotation, biological process: phosphatidylinositol phosphate biosynthetic process; intracellular signal transduction. Gene Ontology annotation, cellular component: endosome membrane. Gene Ontology annotation, molecular function: ATP binding; metal ion binding; 1-phosphatidylinositol-3-phosphate 5-kinase activity.